Messenger RNA from Trichoderma virens Gv29-8, 1137 nucleotides. Its product is annotated as glycoside hydrolase family 62 protein. Lineage: Eukaryota; Fungi; Ascomycota; Sordariomycetes; Hypocreales; Hypocreaceae. Gene Ontology annotation, cellular component: extracellular region. Gene Ontology annotation, biological process: L-arabinose metabolic process. Gene Ontology annotation, molecular function: cellulose binding; alpha-L-arabinofuranosidase activity. The record is from RefSeq and is a predicted model, not a curated record. The transcript has 2 exons. Bases 1 to 1137 code for a protein of 378 amino acids.
AUGAGAGCUUUAGUCUCUGAAGUCAAUAACUGGCUGUCGCUUGCUAUCUUGAUACUCAGCUUGGCAACCGCAGCUAGGGCUUCGUGUGCUCUUCCAACAUCAUUCAAAUGGACAUCUACAGGUCCACUGGCAGACCCAAAGUCGGGCUGGGUUUCGAUCAAAGACUUCAGCAGCGUUCCAUUUAACGGCAAACAUCUCGUAUAUGCGUCCACAGUCAACUCAGCAGGAAGCUACGGCUCAAUGAAUUUUGGUCUCUUCUCAGAUUGGUCUAGCAUGGAUUCCGCAAGCCAGAACGCUAUGAAUAAUGGAGCUGUUGCGCCUAACCUCUUCUACUUCCGCCCAAAGAACAUUUGGGUGAUGGCACAGGAAUGGGGUCAAUACCCAUUCAACUACAUGACAUCUAGCGACCCUACUAACCCGAAUGGAUGGUCUUCACCCCAGGCUUUGUUUACUGGAAGCUUAUCUAGUCCUGGUGCCCCUAUUGACCCAGCUCUUAUCAGCGAUGGCACAGAUAUAUAUCUUUUCUUUGCAGGAGACAAUGGCCAUAUUUAUCGGUCUAGUAUGCCUAAUUCGCAAUUUCCAGCAAGCUUUGGUUCAAAUUACACAACGAUUAUGACCGCCGCAACCAACGACCUCUUUGAAGCAGUACAAGUUUAUAAAGUCGAUGGCCAGAACCAAUAUCUUAUGAUUGUUGAGUGUAUAGGAUCAGCGGGGCGCUAUUUCCGUUCCUUCACUGCUAGUAGCCUAAGUGGUUCAUGGAUAUCACAAGCUGCGUCUGAGAGCAACCCCUUUGCUGGGAAAGCCAAUAGUGGUGCUUCCUGGACUAAUGAUAUUAGCUCUGGCGACCUCAUCCGCAGCACAAAUGAUGAGACUAUGACGAUUGACCCAUGCAACCUGCAAUUACUUUACCAGGGCAUGGCUAUUGGGUCCAGUGGGGAUUACAAUUCUUUACCAUGGCGACCUGGUGUCCUAACACUUACAAACCCUGGAAACAGCUCUGACGGAUCUAGCGGCGGAGGCUCAGGCACAGCAGCGCACUGGGCUCAAUGUGGAGGCCAAGGGUGGACUGGGCCUACGACUUGCGAGAGUCCUUAUAAGUGUACUGUUAGCAGCGAAUGGUACUCUCAAUGUCUAUAA